GCUGCCGGACUCGUCUUUGCUGCCACCGCCGGCGCUGCCGCCUCAUGGCGGCCAUCGGGGUUCUCCUGGGCUGCACAUCAGCCUGUGUGGCUGUCUACAAGGAUGGCCGUGCUGAUGUAGUUGCAAAUGAUGCAGGUGACAGAGUUACUCCAGCCGUUGUAGCUUACUCAGAAAAUGAAGAGAUUGUUGGACUGGCAGCAGAACAAAGCAGAAUACGAAAUAUUUCAAAUACAGUAAUGAAAGUAAAGCAGAUCCUUGGCAGAAGGGUGCUCUCAAGGGACCCCCACCUACAGCAACUCCCACAACCUUUUCAGAGGUGCAGUUGCUCCCUGUCAGAGCAGCCCCAUGACCAGACUGGGUGUGUCCGGGGAGCCCGGUCCCUGCACCAGCACCAGCUGCAACACUCCUGGUGCAGCCUCCGCACCACGGCCUCCGGUCUCCUCUCCCAGAGUUGGUUUUGUUUCUGGUGGGGAUAG
This is a messenger RNA of Microcebus murinus (gray mouse lemur), 476 nucleotides long. The record is from RefSeq and is a predicted model, not a curated record. NCBI's taxonomy places the organism in Eukaryota, Metazoa, Chordata, Mammalia, Primates, Cheirogaleidae.